Molecule: messenger RNA, 1008 nt
Organism: Ostreobium quekettii
Lineage: Eukaryota; Viridiplantae; Chlorophyta; Ulvophyceae; Bryopsidales; Ostreobiaceae
Source: the annotation of a GenBank genome assembly
AUGGAGGACCUGUCGGAGCUCACCACCCUCACGUCGCAGCUGAAUGACAGGCUGCAGGACAAGAUCACGCAAGUGCGCGCGGAGAUGGCGCAGCUGCAGGAAGAGAAGGCCGAGUUCGAGGCUGAGAAAGCCGUGAUGCAGUGUCUCACGUCCCAGCAGAGCGAUGUUAUUAAGCUCAACGUGAGAGGGAAGCACAUAGAAACGAGGAGGUCUACGCUUUGCCAGGUUGAUGGCUGCCUUCUGCAGUACAUGUUCAGUGGGAGGUGGGAGGACAGGCUAGAGCGCGACUCAGAGGGCCGUGUGUUCCUGGACUACAAUCCAUACUGCCUUGAGAAGAUCCUGGAUUUUUUGUGGGCUCUGCAGCUCUCAUGUGCAGAAUACCCCGCCCCCCUGCCAGAGGUCAGGUCUGAUGAGGCAGCCAAUUUCCGGCUGCUGGUGAGGUACCUGGGGCUGGAGGAGCUGAUCUAUCCUGAGCUCAAACGCUUCAGUGAGGAGCUCAAGACCAAUGAAGUGCAGGCCCUGGAUGCAGGAACUCGAGCUGUACAGAAGGCAGGAAAGGAUGCCUAUCAGAGUGUGUUUGGCCAUGGUGUGUUUGUGAACGAGGUCGUCGAGUUUCGGCUGAAAAUCGAGCAGCUGAGGAAUUCCUACAAGUGGAUGAUGUUUGGGGUGAUCCCUGAAGAUUAUCCAGCAACAAGGAACAGCCACGAAAAGCAAGGCAGUUUUGGGUGGUCAACAAAUGGCAACACUUGGAUUGCAGGCAAGAGCACACGGAGUUACAAGGGCUUCAAGUCUGGGGUUCUUGGCGAGGGAUCUGAAGUUGCCAUGACUCUGGAUUGCAGACCCAGGCAGAACACACUUACUCUGCACAUAAUUGGUUUGCCAAACGAGUACCAGCUGAUGGACCUCCCUCGCAACCAGUGGCGACUGCAGGUGGUACUGUAUGGAAACAAUGAUGAAGUCCGGAUUCAAAACAUCAAGAAAUUGCCGGGCUCGCAUAUACUCAAGUGA